AUUUUGAAAGACCUACACAGUAAAUAUAAGGCGUACUCGCCCGCUAACUUUUAUGCAAUGUCUUCUUUUUCAAAGCGCAAAAGAAAAACCCGGAACACCAGGUGUACGUUUUUUCCGAAGAACCUGAAAGAAAGUUUUCAUAUGAAGAGACCAGGUGAGCCAUCCAAAGCUACAAAAUCAUGGGAACGAUGCGGAGACAGCUUCCAGGACACAGCUGUGAUUAAGGCUACAGGAAGAACAUGCAGAGCUGUGCAGCAUUUGCAGCAGCCCUCCGUAUCAGGAGAAAAGGAUUCUGUCCAUGUUUCUUGGAGCUCAAGUGAAGAGGAGAAGUCUGACAGUGAAAGCCAACUGCAGCACUCUGUCUCUGCCAGAAAGUUUUCUCAGCUCUGCAAACCAAAGACUAGCACAAGGGUCAGCAAAUAUUGCCGUUUUCUCAGCACAGGAGCAGACACAGAUGAGCUUCCCACCAUAGAUUCAGGAAGUGAGCAUGAAGAAAAUUCUACUUCAGAGGAAACAAUACCUGUGGUGAUGGCUGAAAUUUCAGACUACUCUUCAGAUAAUGAGGGCACUUCGGAGUGCAGACAAAUAGACUCUUCUACUCCAGGACCUCUAGAGCAACAGAGAUCUGAGUGGGUUCGCUCUGCACAAGCACUGCUACAGACACCUCAAAAACAAAUCGAUCAAACCACAAAGACGCCUGAGGACUCUGGCAAAAAGCGGUGCAAGUUUGAGAGUCGGGGUCUUGCAGAAAGACUGAAUAGGCUUCAGUCUAGACAGAGAUCAGCUAUAAGCUUCUGGCGUCAUCAGUCAUGGUCAAACAUUUCCAUGGCUACAGAAGAAAGACCAGGUGUAUUAGUGCUGCUUGUGCGGGAUAUGUGGGAAGUUUGUGGAAUGCUAGCCGCACUGUGUGAAAAACAUGUAGAGAUUGUCCACAUGGGUGGAGAGCCCUGUAUUGCUCUUUUCACCAAGGAUACAGCUACUCAUCUGGCACCCAAUAUGGGUGACACAAUCUAUGUCUGUCCACCAUGGCAAAGUCUGAUUGUUGAGGAAGAGCGACAUCCCAUUAUCCUCAAUACACAUUUUAGCCAAAAGGUUUUAUUAGAGGAUAAGCAGGAGAACAGCAUGUCCUUCUCUAAAGCCUUGUUUCCCAAGUAUAAGACCAGACCAUACCCUUUAACCAUGUGCUUAAAGAAGAGGGAACCCAAUCUUAAGUCUUCAGAGGCAUUAAUCUCUAAUAAGCUGGCCAAUAAGGAUUCAGGAACUGUAAUUAAAUCGCUUCUGGAGGCUUGUGGACCCUCAGGGUUUCAAUGUGGACUUGUUGAGCUGGUGGUUCAGAGGGUCUAUUUCUCAUCUGUCACACACUCCUCUCUCACAACCUCACUUGGACACAGAAUGCUCAGCAAGUGUCUCCCUGGACCAAAACAGCAGCAAAACAUUGGCAGGUUUUGUAUGCUGGUUCAAGAUGUUUAUGGUAUGUUCGGUGAGGUAGAGUUACAGGAUGUGUCUUCAGAGAAGGAGCUAAAACAUUGGACAGAGCAGAUGGAAGGAAGAGUAUGUAUAAUGCAGGGACUGAAGGUGCUGCAUCGGCUUACUCGAGAGAGCUGUACUGAGCUCUUCGGUAUGAUUGACAGUUUGUGGCCACCAUUGGUUUCUCUAGAUGCUUAUGGAGAGGGUCCAUGUCAGACUGUUAAAGUCCCAGCACCCAGCUUUUGUUACAGGCUGACUGGACAAUGUACCUGUGUAUUCCCUCAACACAAGUCACCAUUAUAUCACCCACCUGUAAUGCAGACUCUCAGAGAGAUCAUGCAGGGUGAGCCCACAAGUCGUCGGUGCAGUUUCAGUGCUACAUUGGUUUAUAAGAGAGAACAGAAAAUAGGAGAGAAGAAUCUCUUGCUGUUUGUGACAGACUUGAGCCUGCAGGAUGAGCAGAGCUCACUGAGCGCUAGCAAAACGCUGCCUUUAUAUGUGAGUCCCUCUUGCUUUCUUCAAAGCUUUGUCAGCCAGGCCAUCACCACCCCUGAACUCAGACCAACAUUAAUCUUCAGAGAUGCUUUAAUAGAGCAGGGUCAGAUAUUGUUAUGUGGGGAGUCUGUAGUCCAGCUAGACUUAGAGCACAUGCCAACUUCAAAUACUUUACUGCCUCGCUCUGUUCUACUAGAUGAGUUGAGCCUAGAGAGCCCACCUCGUUCUCUCUGCACCCUAACAGGAGUGGUGGUUGAUGUGGACGAGAACUCUGCUUUCUCAUGGCCUACAUGCUGUCAGUGUGGAAGUGACUGCUUAGAGGUGGUACAAAAUAAACAGGAGGAAUUUCUUUGUGUAACAUGUGGAGUAGAGGAGAAACCAGCAAUAAAGAUGCAGCUUGAAGUGUAUAUCAGCUGCCCCUUUUUAAUUAACUGUACUGUAAAAGUUAAGCUACAACAGAAAACCAUCAUGUCCCUUCUGAACUCAACAGGAUGUGCUAAGGGAUAUGAGGUGGAGCGUGUUCUUGGGAAGAAGGUAGGCCCUCUGAGUGCCUUUAUUCAUGUUAUCAGCAAGUGUUCAAACAUAUGGAUGGGUUUGGAGGAGAUAACACUUUGACCUGACCACCUUUUUUUUCUUUUUUUUCUUUUUUACCACAUACAUCACUGGUUUGUUCAUUACCUAAAGGAAUUGCCUCUUGAUAAUUGAAUUAAAUGUUGGGAGUUUUCUUGGACCAAGCAGCACACCUAAAACAUUCGUACUUCACUUUUCCUUCUCUGAUUAUCUGCUGCAAUGUAACUUGCAUGUUGAUGUUUCACUUUGUAUUUUUCUACACUCCUGCUGAAAUAAAUUACAUGAUGGUUCCAAGCAAAA
Messenger RNA from Trichomycterus rosablanca, 2832 nucleotides. RefSeq names its product scaffold protein involved in DNA repair (gene spidr). The transcript is spliced from 20 exons. Gene Ontology annotation, biological process: double-strand break repair via homologous recombination; regulation of establishment of protein localization to chromosome. Gene Ontology annotation, cellular component: nucleoplasm; nuclear chromosome. NCBI's taxonomy places the organism in Eukaryota, Metazoa, Chordata, Actinopteri, Siluriformes, Trichomycteridae. The record is from RefSeq and is a predicted model, not a curated record. The coding region runs from base 58 to 2577 and encodes 839 amino acids.